Tachysurus vachellii is the source of this 1258-nucleotide messenger RNA. It is a transcript of the gene gja11, whose product is annotated as gap junction protein, alpha 11. Lineage: Eukaryota; Metazoa; Chordata; Actinopteri; Siluriformes; Bagridae. Gene Ontology annotation, cellular component: connexin complex. The transcript has 2 exons. Gene Ontology annotation, biological process: cell communication. Bases 242 to 1138 code for a protein of 298 amino acids. The record is from RefSeq and is a predicted model, not a curated record.
AGUUACAUUUAAUCUGGGACGUUAGCAAGCUAAUGUAAAACCUAUAUUCUGAGGUUUGUAUAAUCACUAUAAAAAGUUAUAAACAGUAUAAACAGCCUGCAUUUCCUCUAAAUCACUUCUAAAACAAUUGCAUUAAACUUCCCGACUAUAAAGAUUUUGGCACUGGAGACUCCUAUAAAAAGACUCUCCUUAAAGAAGCCUUCACCAUGUCAAUAAUGAUAUGUGACCCACAAAGCUGAAGAUGGGUGACUGGGACCUCCUCGGCCGACUGUUGGACAAGGUGCAGAAACACUCGACUGUAGUCGGGAAGAUCUGGCUGACUGUGCUGUUCGUCUUCAGGAUACUCGUGCUUGGAGCCGGUGCUGAGAAAGUGUGGGGCGACGAGCAGUCUGAUUUCAUCUGCAACACACAGCAACCCGGCUGUGAAAAUGUCUGCUACGACCACGCGUUCCCAAUCUCUCACAUUCGCUUCUGGGUGCUGCAGAUCAUCUCGGUGUCCGCUCCCACGCUGGUCUACUUAGGACAUGUCCUGCACGUUAUAAACGAAGAGAAGGGUAUAAGAGAAGCUAUGAAGAAGGCUCAGAAUGAUCAGGUUAACAUUUUUCAGAAGAAAGGCCUCAAACUCCCCAAAUACAGCAACGAUAAAGGGAAAGUCAGUAUCCACGGUCGUCUGCUGAGAAGCUACAUUUUGAAUUUGCUCUGCAAGAUCUUGCUGGAGGUCGGAUUCAUUUUAGGACAGUAUUACCUUUAUGGAUUUACGCUUCAUGCUCAAUAUGUAUGUAGUCGUUUUCCGUGUCCUCACAAAGUUGACUGUUUUCUGUCAAGGCCAACAGAGAAAAACAUCUUCAUUUGGUUUAUGCUAGCGGUGUCUUGCGUGUCCUUGCUGCUGAAUCUUAUUGAGGUCUUCUACCUGUGUGUCAAGAAGGUCAACGAGUGCCUGAACCGCAAACGCGACUACAACGUAACAUCUGUCACCCCGGUUUUGACAAAAAAGACGUUCGAAAACAAAGACCACAUGAUCCAGAACUGGAUGAAACGUGAGCUUCAUCUUCAGAAAAGGGAAGCUGCGAAUGAAGUGGGCAAGCACUGUAUUUUGGAAGACCACAACACCAAUGACGUAGAAGAGGUUCAUAUCUGAGCUUUGUAAACAGAACCUUUCUCAAGGCCAGUUGACACAAAUUUCCAUGAGACUGAGCACCUGUUUCUUCCAUGAUAAGAUAAUAAACUAUGCAGCCAAAAGUAUUCGGACGCCUGUCCA